This is a messenger RNA of Populus euphratica (Euphrates poplar), 618 nucleotides long. RefSeq lists its product as uncharacterized. The record is from RefSeq and is a predicted model, not a curated record. The coding region runs from base 1 to 618 and encodes 205 amino acids. The transcript is spliced from 4 exons. NCBI's taxonomy places the organism in Eukaryota, Viridiplantae, Streptophyta, Magnoliopsida, Malpighiales, Salicaceae.
AUGAAUAUACACGCGCACAAACAAGUAUUUAUACAUGUACUGGUCAUCAAUGACAAUGUUGACAAUAAGGUGAAGUAUUUCCAAGCGGAGGAGGAUUGUAUGGUGAGUGGUAGUGGAGCAGAUGUUGGAAAUGAGAUCAGGAAGUUGCAUGUAUUGGGCAGUGGGAUUACCGGUCUAACGAAGUCAAGGAGCUCAAAAGGUGGUGUUCGACUGACUACUUCUGAUGAAAUUAAGAAAGAGCUUGUUGACUUGUACUCUAACCUAUUUGGUAAUGCUAAUGUUACUGGCGUCAGCAUUGAGAAGUUGCACAAAGCUUCCGAUCCAGAUGGAGUUUCUGCAGACUUUUAUAAGAAAUCUUGUGGAAUUAUGGGAGUUGAUGUCACUGAGGCUGUGCUUCAUUUCUUCCAGAACGGAAAGAUUCUGAAAGUAAUUAAUUCUACUUCUAGCACCUUGGUUCCUAAAGUCCGAAAUGCUAGCAAAGCUUUAGAUUUUAGGCCCAUCUCCUGCUGCUUUAUUCUGUACAAAUGCAUCUCAAAAUCCUGGCUAAUAGAGCAAGACAUGUUCUGCCUAGCCUUAUUAGUCCAAAUCAAUCAGCUUUUGUGCACGGUAGAAGGAUAG